Nerophis lumbriciformis (worm pipefish) is the source of this 2182-nucleotide messenger RNA. It is a transcript of the gene racgap1, whose product is annotated as Rac GTPase activating protein 1. NCBI's taxonomy places the organism in Eukaryota, Metazoa, Chordata, Actinopteri, Syngnathiformes, Syngnathidae. Gene Ontology annotation, molecular function: GTPase activator activity. Gene Ontology annotation, cellular component: cleavage furrow; nucleus; centralspindlin complex. Gene Ontology annotation, biological process: Rho protein signal transduction; mitotic spindle midzone assembly; mitotic cytokinesis. The record is from RefSeq and is a predicted model, not a curated record.
CGGUCGCUUGUUGCUCACUCACCGCGGCAGGAAGGAUGGCGACGAGCUAAUAACUCCCAGGCGGUCUAAUAGAUACAAUAAAGACAACAGCGAGUAGGGUUGAACAUCAUUUUGAUUUAAAAAAAAAAAUCGUCGUUUGAUAUUUGUCUUUAUCGCGAGCCAUGGAGAACGCCGUGCUGAGCCUCCAGGGUUUAUACGAUCAGAUGCAGGCUCAAGUGGAAGUUCUCGACGACGGCAUUGAACCCCAAUUUAUUUUCAUGGCCCAGAACUUUGAAAACUGCCGCAAAAAGUGGCUGAAAGCGGAGCAAGAUCUGGGAUCCUGCAAGGAGGUUCUCACCAAAGCCGAGACCGAGAGAGGCGCCCUGGAGGUCAAGCUGAAGCACGCCCGCAACCAAGUGGACGUGGAGAUCCGUCGCCGGCAGAAAGCCGAGGCCGACUGCGAGAAGCUGGAUCGUCAGAUUCUGUUGAUAAAGGACCUCCUGACCAGUGAGGGCUCUUCCAACAGCAUCCAGCUGAGCGCGGAGCAGCGCUCGGCAUUAGCCUUUCUCAACCCAAACUGCCAGGGAGGCUCCACGCUGAACACCAGCAAAAGACUGACCACCAUAGACGAGUCGGGCUCCAUCCUGUCAGAUAUCAGCUACGAUGACUCUCUAGAUUGGGACUCCUCCAAUGUGAAAUUGCGACUCAGGAAGCGGGAAAAGAGGCGCUCGUCCAGGCAUCACGUGGACGGCCCUCCGGGGGCUUCUAAAAGAUCUCGAUCCACAGGCAAAACCGCCAACAAGGAGAACGAGGCCCUGAUCACCACCACCACAGUGACCGUCCCUGCUGGCGGCGGACCUGUCGAGGCAGUCUCUACCAUCGAGACCGUUCCCUACUGGACUCGGAGCAGGAGACAGACUGCUGCCAUGGAGUGGGACUCCACGUCUGUCACAUCCGAGGACGUCUUCAAGCCAACUGGCAACAUGGAGGUGCAGAAAACAAGCGAGCCCAGCACGCCGCGGAGGAACGACGGCGUCCGUCACCAUGAGUUUGUCUCCAAAACGGUCAUCAAGCCAGAGUCCUGCGUGCCUUGUGGCAAGAGGAUCAAAUUUGGCAAGAUUGCCCUUAAGUGCCGCGACUGCCGCGUGGCUACUCAUCCGGAGUGUCGCGAGCGCUGCCCUCUGCCGUGCAUCCCCAACGUGGGAGGCACGCCCGUUAAAAUUGGGGAGGGCGUGCUUGCAGACUAUGUCCCCGACGUUUCGCCUAAGAUUCCACCUCUUGUGGUCCACUGCAUUGCUGAGAUUGAACAGCGAGGAAUGCAUGAGGCUGGACUGUACCGUCUGUCCGGCGCCGAUCGCACGGUGAAGGAGCUGAAGGAGAAGUUCCUGCGCAGCAAAGCCGUUCCCUUGCUCAGCAAAGUGGACGACAUCCAUGCCAUCACUGGCCUCCUCAAGGACUUCCUGCGCAACCUCAAGGAGCCUCUCCUCACCUUCCGCCUAAACCGCCAGUUCAUGGAUGCAGCCGAGGUGUCCGAUGACGACAACAGCAUCGCCCUGAUGUACCAAACAGUCGGCGUCCUGCCUCAGGCCAACAGAGAGACACUGGCCUUCUUGGUCCUUCAUCUUCAGAGAGUCGCCGAGAGUUUAGAUACAAAGAUGGACGUCGGUAACCUUGCUCGGGUGUUCGCGCCCACCAUCGUGGGUCACGCAGUCGCCAACCCAGAACCCAUGACCAUCCUGCAGGACACCAAACGCCAACCAAUGGUGGUGGCGCGUCUGCUGAACCUGCCCACGACUUACUGGGCCCAGUUUGUCAAGUCCGAGAACGAGCAGCAGCGCUUGGAUCACCUCAUCAUCCAGAACGCCAACUGCUACACGCCCGAGAGGGUGACCUUACUCGGACCUCUGACCACUCCGGAACCCCAACUCACCAAGACGCCGUCCUCCAGCUCGUUGUCGCAGCGCGUGAAGUCCACGCUGACGCCCAGAUUUGGCAGCAAGAGCAGGUUGACCGCUGCACUUCCUCACCAAGGAAAGUUCUUUCAAUCUCCACAGCUCAGAUGAGUUUUUAUUUUUGCGCGUCACCAAACACCAGCAACUCCUCGCCUGUUUGUUUUUCCAUGUCUGACGUGGCAAAGACUUUUUGUUCUUUGACACCUUUCCAAGAAGACCUUUUUCAAUCAAGACUAAAUAGUUGAACUCCA